AUGUCAGCUCACAAAGCACGACAUACUGAUGGCAAACCAAGAACGAAAUACCAGGCGACAGGCAGAAGCAAAUCAGCAAUGACAAAUCACCAAGCGAAAAAUACAGGCGGCAAACCAAGAACGAAAUACCAGGCGAGAAGCAGAAGCAAAACAGCAAUGACAAAUCACCAAGCAGGAAAUACAGGCGGCAAACCAAGAACAAAAUACCAGGCGAGAAGAACAAGCAACACAGCAAUGUCAACUCACAAAGCACGACAUACUGAUGGCAAACCAAGAACGAAAUACCAGGCGACAGGCACAAAGGAAUCAGCAAUGACAAGUCACCAAGCGAAAAAUACCGGCGGCAAUCGAAGAACAAAAUACCAAGCGACAAGCACAAGCAAAUCAACAAUGCCAAAAUACCAAGCAAGAAAUACAGGCGGAAAACCAAGAACAAAAUACCAGGCGACAAGCAGAAGCAAAACAGCAAGGACAAAAUACCAAGCAGGAAAUACAGGCGGCAAACCAAGGACAAAAUACCAGGCGAGAAGCAGAAGCAAAACAGCAAUGUCAGCUCACAAAGCACGACAUACUGAUGGCAAACCAAGAACGAAAUACCAGGCGAGAAGCAGAAGCAAAACAGCAAUGACAAAAGACCAAGCAGGAAAUACAGGCGGCAAACCAAGGACAAAAUACCAGGCGACAAGCACAAGCAACACAGCAAUGUCAGCUCACAAAGCACGACAUACUGAUGGCAAACCAAGAACGAAAUACCAGGCGACAGGCACAAAGGAAUCAGCAAUGACAAAUCACCAAGCGAGAAAUACAGGCGGCAAACCAAGAACAAAAUACCAGGCGAGAAGCACAAGCAAAUCAGCAAUGACAAGUCCCCAAGCGAGAAAUACAGUCGGCAAUCGAAGAACAAAAUAUCAGGCGCUAAGUACAAUCAAGAAAUCAACGAACCAAGCAUUGACCAAUCACCAAGCAAAAAACGUUGGCGGGAAACAAAGAACAAAAUACCAGACGACAAGUACCCACAACAAAUUCAGAUCAAACCCACACCGGAAAAGCUUUUUCCUAUCAUUCCUAUAUCCAGAGGAAAAAGUAAAUUCGGAAAAUACGGCAAGAUCAGACACUCGACUCUUAAACACUAUUUCAAAGCUCCUCGGUCCCCGUUUAACCAAAAAAAGGAACAGUGAUUCAUUGCAUAAAAAACACAAACAUAGACGUCUUUCUAGCAAUAGUAAGAAAUUCUUAAACCAAUACGAUUACCCAUCCAAUCGACAUUACUCAGGCAAUGGUCAACAAACAUCUGUAGACCAGACAAAUUUGUCUUCCGCUAGAGUCAGUUCUCCGUUAGUGAAAGAGACAACAGUUGUCAAGAAUAGAAGUACUUCUAUAUCUGACAUACAAAACAUAACUCGAACCUUACCUUUGAAACGUCGAAAUCAAAAAGCAAUCGACACACCAUUAAAUGGGAAAUAUCCUAUAUUGGAACGACAUCAACUCUCUCGGAAAGGAGAAAAAUCAAAGACAGUGGCUUCUAGUUUACGUCAACACGAUGAUGAUGAAAAUGAUGAAAAUGAGGACGAUGAUGAAGAAGACAGCGACGAAGCUUCUUCAAACAGAAAUGAACAUGAAUCAUAA
Molecule: messenger RNA, 1626 nt
Organism: Ylistrum balloti
Lineage: Eukaryota; Metazoa; Mollusca; Bivalvia; Pectinida; Pectinidae
Product: serine/arginine-rich splicing factor 4-like
Exons: 2
Coding region: 1-1626 (541 amino acids)
Source: RefSeq, a predicted model, not a curated record